This is a messenger RNA of Bactrocera oleae (olive fruit fly), 1589 nucleotides long. It is a transcript of the gene CtsL2, whose product is annotated as Cathepsin L2. Gene Ontology annotation, molecular function: cysteine-type endopeptidase activity; cysteine-type endopeptidase activator activity involved in apoptotic process. Lineage: Eukaryota; Metazoa; Arthropoda; Insecta; Diptera; Tephritidae. Gene Ontology annotation, cellular component: lysosome. Gene Ontology annotation, biological process: positive regulation of peptidase activity; positive regulation of apoptotic signaling pathway; immune response. The record is from RefSeq and is a predicted model, not a curated record.
CGGCAUACCAACCAAAUCGAAGAUUGAAUCAAACGUUGGUGUUGUUAUAAAAACAUUUUCAAACUUUAAAAUCGGUUUAUUUCGACUUCAGCGCUGGGUGCUGACGGACGGUGCAACGGUUUGGCGCGCAACUGUGUGAAAUUAUUUAAAACUUGUAAUAAAAGCAAAUGCAUUCACGCUGGUAAAUAAGAGUGAGAUUAAGUAAUCGCUGUUGAGGGAUUUUUUUAACAUAAACCGGAAAUCUCUUACUAUUUGCAUUUUUUAACUGUAUUACCGGAAGUGUGCCGAAAACAAAGCGGUCGCAGCGAACAGCAAGCAAAAAUCAAAUCAAUAAUUACAACGGUGUUGGUGCAGAAAUAGCUGAUACAAAAAAUGUUCACCACACGUUUAUUACCUCAUCUAUUACCGGCAAUAUUGUAUUGCUUCGUCAUUCGGCUAGCGCCCACAUUGGCACAGCAAACAUUCAACAAAUUGUGUGAUGUACAAAAUUAUGACGAUUAUUUGACACAAACGGGAAAAAUUUAUAAUGACGAUAGAGAGCGCCAAUAUCGGGAAUCGAUAUUUAUUGCUAAAAAAUCGCUUGUUGAUUUGACGAAUAAAUAUGCUGCCUCCGGAUUGAGUUCAUUCCGUUUAGCCAUUAAUCCUUUGGCGGAUUUGACGCGUCGGGAAGUUGGCAGAUUGACGGCAUCAAGAAUCACAUUUAUUGGAGAAGAAAUCACCUCUAAGCACACCAAUUUCGUCACUGCAAAGGCAAAUCUACAAAACCUCCCAGACUCAUUUGAUUGGCGCGAAAGAGGUGGUGUCACACCGCCCGGCUUUCAAGGUUUCGACUGUGGCUCGUGUUGGUCCUUCGCCACGGCUGCCGCACUUGAGGGACAUCUCUUUCGUCGCACCGGCAUACUAGUGCCGCUCUCCCAACAGAAUCUCGUCGAUUGUGCCGAUGAGUAUGGUAAUAUGGGCUGUAAUGGUGGUUUUCAAGAGUAUGGUUUCGAAUAUAUACGCGAUCACGGCAUCUCGAUAGCGAAUAAUUAUCCAUACACAGAAAUAGAGAAUGCACAGUGUCAUCGCAACGAUACGGGAAAGGGUGUACAAAUACGUGACUAUGCGCGCAUUAAACCCGGCGAUGAGGAGAAAAUGAAAGAAGUCAUUGCAACGCUGGGACCGUUAGCGUGCUCUAUCAACGGUUCGCCUAUAUCGUUUGAACAAUACAUGGGCGGCAUAUAUGAUGAUAAUGAAUGCAAUCAGGAAGAGGUUAAUCAUUCGGUUGUGGUGGUCGGUUAUGGCACCGAAAAUGGCCGCGACUAUUGGAUAAUUAAGAAUUCGUAUUCAGAGAAUUGGGGCGAAGGCGGUUUUAUGCGUCUACUGCGAAAUGCGAAUAGUUUUUGUGGCAUUGCGAGCGAAUGCAGUUAUCCCAUAUUGUAGGUGUAGUUGAAGUGAAAAAUAUUUGAGGCGGUAUGUAUUUAUACUAAAGAUAGUAUUAUAUUGUUAAAUGCAUUGAAAGAAUUUCUAGCAAAAUUCUAAUAUAAGUUUAGUAAAAAAUAUUGUUAUGUUUAUACUGAUAUUUAUUUUAAUUCUAAAUAAAAUGAGAU